GACUCGACCGCCUGUGAUGAUGCGGCAUGGGACAAGGGAAAUUUCCAUCAUGGGAGACUCCAAACAUGCACUGGCAUGCUGGCAGUUGAGAAGUGGUCAAAUGUCGGCCCCCCAAUGGCUUCUGAGAACACAGUGCUGCAUUCACAGUGCGACAACGCCAUGGCAUCUCUGAAUGGCUCCCGAGUCCUAAAUCUUAGGACGGCGGCAUGCCAAUGCGUCUUCCGUUACUAGGUAUAUUGUCUGCCACUGAUGUGCAGGAUCCUGCUGUGGUAACCAGCUCGCUGCAGCGUCCCUUGUGUCACUUGGCAGCUUCCAGUGUUGUACAACAACUGCAGUGGUCUCCCCCUAGCUUAUAAGCCCCUUUUACAUUGGCCGUGAGAAGCACAAAAUUUGCUGAAGAAUGAGACACUCAAUUGCCCUAGCUGCUUGAAUGUAAGCGUCACACAUUGGCCCAGCAUAGCUGCUAGCAGUAAAGCUCCAGUACUGAGUCCCAGCUUGUAAUUGCAUUCCUUGAUUCCCCCCGUUCAACAGCUACUGGGUCAAACUCACCGUCCCAAUCAUGGCUUUCGCGGCCCCUGGAGGCGGCGCAGCCGUCUUUGAGCGGGGGCGUGGCCCUGGGUUCACCUUCUCUAUGCAGCCUUCCGGGCUUUCCAACAAUGCGGAAGACACCGCAGACUUGGAAUUGGCAGCCCUGCAGAUACAAAACACUUUGGUGCGCACACGCCAUGCGACUGUGCCGAUUGACGAGCGGCUGGAGGCGUAUGUGAGGCAGGGGAGCAAGCUCGGGACAAUUGACAUCUCACAUCUGAAGCCUGAGGAGCAGAAAGUGGUCGUGGAGAAGGCCCUGCAGACGACCGACCAGGACAAUGAAUUGUUCUUGAGGAAGCUGCGGGAGAGGGCCGCAAGGGUGGGUAUUGCGCCCCCGACCAUUGAAGUCCGGUACGAAGACCUCUGCAUCGAUGCUGAUGUCUAUGUUGGGUCGCGAGCCCUGCCUACCCUCACCAAUGCAUCUCUGAACCUGGUCGAGGAUGUGGCGGUGCAAACUGGGGUCCUCAAGAACAAGAAACGGGACUUCGCUGUGCUGAAGAAUGUGUCCGGCGUUCUCAAGCCUGAGCGCAUGACCCUGCUUCUGGGCCCCCCCGGCAGCGGCAAGACCACUCUGAUGCUCGCCCUGGCGGGGAAGCUGUCGCGCGACUUGCGCAUGAGGGGGAAGAUCUCGUACAACGGGCGAGAGCUGCACGAGUUUGUGCCCCAGCGCACGGCCGCUUACAUCAGCCAGGUGGACACGCACACCCCCGAGAUGACGGUGCGCGAGACGUUUGAUUUUGCGGCGAGAAUGCAGGGGCCGGGUUACAGAUCAGGGCUGCUCAAGGAGCUGACCAAGAGAGAGUUGGAGAAGAAGAUCAUGCCCGAUCCUGACAUCGACGCCUUCAUCAAAGCUGCCUCUUUGGAAAACAAGCAGCAAAGUGUUUCCACAGAGUACAUCUUGCGGACCCUCGGCCUGGACGUGUGCGCAGACACAAUCGUGGGAGGAGAGAUGGCACGGGGCAUCUCCGGGGGCCAGAAGAAGCGCGUCACGACGGGGGAGAUGAUCGUUGGGCCCAAGCAAGCGCUGUUCAUGGACGAGAUCUCCACCGGGCUCGACAGCUCGACCACGUUCCAGAUCGUCAAGUGCAUGCGCAACUGGGCGCACUACGCUAAGGGCACGUGCCUGAUGGCCCUGCUCCAGCCCGCGCCCGAGACGUUCGAGCUGUUCGACGACAUCCUGCUGCUCAGCGAGGGCUGCGUGGUGUACCACGGCCCGGUGGGCGAGGUGCUGGCCUUCUUUGAGGCGCAGGGCUUCAAGUGCCCCGAGCGCAAGGGCGCCGCCGACUUCCUGCAGGAGGUGACGUCACAGAAGGAUCAGCAGCAAUACUGGUCGCGCGACGGCCCCUACCGUUACGUCCCGGUUUCCGUCUUCGCCGAAGCGUUCAAGCAGUCCAAGCACGGCGAGGCGAUCGCCCAAGAGCUGUCUGUGCCGUUCGAUGCCGCCAAGGACCAUCCGAUGGCCCUGGUUAAAGAAAAGUAUGCGCUCUCCACGUGGGCCAUGCUGCGGGGGUCGUUCCGCCGUGAGCUGUUGCUGAUGCAGCGGAACAUGUUCCUUUACCAGUUCCGGGCUACGCAGACGGCCAUCAUGGCGUUCGUCUCCGCGACGGUGUUUUUCCGCACCACGCUCGGCGUCGACGUGGACCACGCGGGCAUGUACCUGGCCUUCAUCUUCUUCGGCCUCACGUACAUGCUCUUCUCCGGCUUCUCCGAGAUGGCCAUCACGGUGGGUCGCCUCCCCGUCUUCUACAAGCAGCGCGACAACCUGUUCCUCACCGGCUUCGCGCUCAACAUGCCCACGUGCCUGCUGCGCAUCCCCUUCUCCCUGCUCGAGUCCUUCAUCUGGACAAUCAUAUCGUAUUACGUCGUGGGGCUGGCCCCGCAGGCCGACAGGUUCUUCAGCUUUUGGCUGCUGCUGUUUUUGGUGCACAGUAUGGCCAUGUCGCUGUUCCGCCUCAUCGGCGCACUCGGGCGCAGCAUGGUCAUGGCCAAUACGUUCGGCUCCUUCGCGCUGAUGGUCAUCUUCCUGCUGGGGGGCUUCAUUCUAGCCAAGCCCAAGAUUCAUCCUUGGUGGGUGUGGGGCUACUGGGUGUCCCCCCUCUCGUACGCCCAAAAUGCACUGGCCGCCAAUGAGUACACGGCCCCCCGGUGGAACGACCCCUACCCCGUGUCGCCCAUCGUGCUAUUUGGCCACGAGCAAACCAAUCUGACCGUCGGCGACCAAUUGCUGCUCAGCCGGGGCCUGCACACGCCGCGGUGGUGGGUCUGGAUCGGCGUCGGCACCAUGAUCGGCUACUACGUCAUCUUCAACCUCAUCUGCAACCUGGCCCUCGAUUACUCUUCAUCCUUGGAUAAAGUAAGCGCCAACAUGCCUGAAGAGGAGCUGAAAGCCAAGGAAGCAGCCGUCACGGGGGGGGUCCUCCCUCCUGCGGAUGCGCCCCCCGGCAACGGGACGGCCAAACCGCAGCAGAAAACUAUCCCCGAAGGCGACAUUGAGAUGGGGUCCGUGGAGGGCGAGAGGGCGCAGGCGGCGGCCGCGGCUGACGUCAUGCCGCCAGCCAAGAAGAGCCCAUCCAUGCGAAACAGCCUGAGCUUGCGCAAGCGCCCGAGUCUGCAGCAGCGAGCUUCCUACAUCGAGCCCAUUGCCGAGAAGGGCAUGAUCCUGCCCUUCCAGCCGCUCGCGCUCACGUUCGACAACAUGUGGUACUCCGUGGACAUGCCCAAGGGCAUCGACGCGGGCGGCGAGACGAAGCUGAAGCUGCUCAAGGGCAUCAGCGGCAGCUUCCGCCCGGGGGUUCUCACCGCGCUCAUGGGCGUGUCCGGCGCCGGCAAGACCACGCUCAUGGACGUCCUGGCCGGCAGGAAGACCGGGGGGUACAUCGACGGUGACAUCCGCGUUGGGGGCUUCCCCAAAGACCAGAAGACCUUCGCUCGCGUGUCCGGUUACGUGGAACAAACCGAUAUCCACUCCCCCCAAACCACGGUUCGCGAGGCGCUCCAAUACUCCGCCUGGCUGCGCCUUCCCCAGGACGUUGACCCGGCCACUCGCGAGGAGUUUGUGAACCAGGUUAUGGACCUGGUUGAGCUAACCGGGAUCCGUAACGCCCUGGUGGGGCUCCCCGGGUCCACGGGGCUGUCCGUGGAGCAGCGCAAGCGGCUGACGAUCGCAGUGGAGCUGGUGGCCAACCCGAGCAUCAUCUUUAUGGACGAGCCCACAUCAGGCCUGGACGCGCGCGCGGCGGCGAUCGUGAUGCGCGCGGUGCGCAACACGGUGAACACGGGGCGCACGGUCGUGUGCACCAUCCACCAGCCGAGCAUUGACAUUUUCGAGUCGUUCGACGAGCUGCUGCUCCUCAAACGCGGCGGGCGGACCAUAUACGCGGGCCCCCUCGGGGAGCACUCCCGAGAGCUUAUCGCGUACUUCAAGCAGUAUAACGGCGUGCGCGACAUCAAGCCCCAGUACAAUCCCGCCACGUGGAUGCUCGAGAACACGACGCCGUUCGUCGAGGAGGGCCUCGGCAAAGACUUCGCCGACUUAUACGCGGAGAGCGACCGGUUUAAAUCGCAGGAAGCGCUGAUCAAGGAGUUGAGCGUGCCCGCCCCGGGCACUCAGCCGCUCGCGUUUGCGGCGCAGUACUCGCAGUCGAUGCCGACGCAGUUCCUGGCGGUGCUGUGGAAAUUCAACAUCACGUACUGGCGCACGCCCGAGUACAACGCGGUGCGCUUCUUCUUCUGCAUCAUGGUCGGCAUCAUCUUCGGGACCAUCUUCUGGGACCUGGGCCUCCAGAGGCACACGACCGGUGACUUGCUCAACGUGUGCGGUGGGCUAUACGCGACGGUGCUGUUUCUGGGCGUCUCCAACGCGUCCACCGUUCAGCCAGUGGUCGCCGUUGAGCGGUCCGUAUUCUAUCGCGAGCGCGCUGCGGGCAUGUACUCGGCGAUCCCCUACACGCUCGCGCAGGGCGCAAUCGAGUUCCCGUACGUGAUAGUCCAGUCAAUCAUCUACAGCCUCAUCACCUACUCCCUUAUCCACUUCGAGUGGACCGCAGUCAAGUUCUUCUGGUACGUGCUGUUCAUGUUCCUGACGCUGAUGCUCUUCACGUUCUACGGCAUGAUGGCGGUGGCUAUCACGCCCAACGUGCAGCUCGCCGCGGUCCUCAGCUCGUCGAUGUACUCCGUCUGGAAUCUCUUCUGCGGCUUCCUCAUCACGCAGCCCAACAUCCCCGGGUGGUGGGUCUGGAUGUACUACCUCGACCCAGUCUCCUGGACGCUCUACGGGCUGGUGGGCUCCCAGCUGGGUGACGUCACCGAGGGCCCCUUCCCGUUCACCCAGGGGGCGCCCCCCCAGACCGUACAGGAGUUCGUCCACUCGUACUUUGGCUAUAAGCACAGCUUCCUGGGCUGGGCCGCUUUUAUCCUCAUCGUCAUGAUCGCCGUAUUCUGGGCGAUCGUCAUCUACGCCACUAAGAAGUUCAAUUUCCAGAGUCGUUAGUUGGGAGGGUUUAGAGAAGGGUUAGUUUCCGGGUUUCGUCAAACUUGUUGAUUAAGGCCCCCGGCUGAGCCCCUCGAGGCCUUGGUUUACCUAGUGACUGAUGACGGGGGUUGUAAAAUGUACGUCGUCGCUGUGUGUUUACGAGUGUAUGUGAAUUCGUGUUGUUGGGAAAUCUGUACCCGAAGCAGGAACAGGUUCCGACUGUAAACGCGUGAUACUGAAGGCAUGGUUGUACGUCGUUUGCAAAGGGUUUGGAUUCUGAAGACACUAUACAGUUGUUUCGUUUCUUAGGCUUGUGACUGUGAUACGUAGAGCAUACAAAGUGCGACUAAUUCUCGCAAGUCGGUCGGAACUCGUAGUGGCUGUAUGCAUUUAAUGCAAACUUUGCACACGUCAAGUUUUGCAACUCGAGCUGCAGCCUACGUUUGGAUCCGUUUUAGAAAGUCGAGGCCAAGUUCAAGAAGUAAUUGAUACAAGUUCACCCCGUACUAGUGUGCACAGGUCGACACUACAGCAUUCUACAAUACCUGAUUAAUCUGGCACUCUGACUUCAAUAUACUAUAGUAUCAAAGAUUUGUACACUGAUCGAUUUAAAUCGCCAAAAUUUUUGGCGGUUGGCGGAGAACGUUUUCCCUGCGGCUCCGAGAGAUUAAAAUUGCGCCUGAACAUAUGCAGGCUUUAUGGUGUAGACCUGUAACGAAC
This is a messenger RNA of Klebsormidium nitens, 5779 nucleotides long. The record is from the annotation of a GenBank genome assembly. Lineage: Eukaryota; Viridiplantae; Streptophyta; Klebsormidiophyceae; Klebsormidiales; Klebsormidiaceae.